Molecule: messenger RNA, 2708 nt
Organism: Closterium sp. NIES-67
Lineage: Eukaryota; Viridiplantae; Streptophyta; Zygnematophyceae; Desmidiales; Closteriaceae
Source: the annotation of a GenBank genome assembly
UUCUCGAUUUUCUCCAAAGAAGUACAGCCAACAGAGAUGCAUGACAAGUGCCCCACCACUUCCAAUCUCACUCCACCUACUUCUGCUCAGGUCACGGCUCGCCUGCCUCAUGCCAGGCGAUACAUCUCGCCCCCAUUCUCUCUCUUUGGUUACCUCGCUGCACUGCUCGCCUGCUCGUCGCAAUCUCCAGCGCCGCGUCGGCGCACCCUCCUCCGCGUCCUUCCCUCGCGGUGUUGAGCCUCCGCCGUUGCCGUGGCCGUCAGCAGCGUCAGCAUCGUCAGGAUCAUCAACGUCAGCAUCCGCAUCAGCAUCCGCAUCAGCAUCCGCUCGUGAGCAGCAGCGUGAUCGCGAUGACGGCGCGUAAGGGAUGUCUGCGGAAGCUCAAGAAGGAGCUCGCGGCGUUCCUCAAAGACCCUCCGCCGUACAUCCCGCUGGUGCACGUGAACGAAAGCAACAUGCUGGACUGGCAUUUCCUCUUGGAAGGCCCCCCCGACACGCCGUACGAGGGCGGGUGGUACAUCGCCAGGCUGCGCUACCCGCCCGACUACCCCUUCAGCCCGCCCGCCAUCCUCAUGCUCUCGCCGUCCGGCCGCUUCAAAACUAACACGCGCCUCUGUCUGUCAAUCUCCGAUUUCCACCCGGAGAGCUGGAAUCCCGCUUGGUCAGUUUCGAUGGUGAUGAUAGGGCUGCUCUCUUUCAUGGUGGAAAACACCCAGACCACAGGGUCGCUUGAAACCUCAGAUGACGAGAAGCGCGCCUUUGCACGGGCAUCGUUGUCAGUCAUCCAGUCAAACCCUCAAUUCAGCGCCAUGUUCCCCGAGCUGCCGCUGCUGGUGCAGGCUCAGAGGGAGCAGAGGGAGCAGAAGGAGAAGGAGAAAGAAGGGGGGCAGAAGGAGGGGGGGGAAGGGGAUGAGGAGAAGAAGAAGGGGGAGCCAGAGGAAGAGAAGGAAAGGGAGGCAGGCAAGGGUGGGAGUGGAGAGGAGGAAAAUGGAGGCGAUAGGGAAGUCAAUGCUGCAGUGGCGGCUAAGGGAUACGCAGGUGCGCCGGCAGCAGCAGAUGCACCAGCAGCAGCAGCAGCAGAAGGAAAUCUGCCUACACCAUCCCCGACUGACUCGGUUGCAGGCUCCCUCCCGCCCUCUUCCAUCCUGCAUCGCCUGAGCCAUGCUGAAGCCAGGCUGCUAGGGAGAGCACGUGAGGAAUUAGUGGUGAACGGGAGGGAGGAGGAGGAGGGAUGUGAGGCUAGUGCUGCUAGUCAUAGGGAUGGGAUUCCGGGUGGUGGUGAGGGGAGCAAUAGUGGAGGUAGUGGUAGUAGGGGCUUGGAGGGAGGGGAUCCGGAGGGGGCUUUAGAAGAGGUGGAAGAAAUGCUGAGAGAGAGCGAGGGGGGAGAAGGGAGAGGGGAGGGGGGUGUGGAGUGUGGUGAGGGGCGGGAGGAAGACAAUCAGGGGAGUGCAUUGCAGGAGUGGAGGAACCGGCUACUCAUGUGCAAGGCCGAAGCGCUGGUAGUGAUGGGAGACUUUGACAAAGCGCUCUCCGUCCUCUCGUCUCUUCACCACCACCUCCACCUCUCUCUCACCCUCACCCACACUCCCUCCUCUUCCUCCUCCUCCGCCGCUGCACCCACUCGCACCUCUACCUCUUCCUCGCUCACACCAGCUGAUCAGAGUGUUGAGGGGGGGGACGUUGAGGGGAGCAACGGAGAGGACAGCAGCAGGGGGCCGUGGGUGGCAGGUGCUGUUUCGUGGCUGCGACCCCAAGUCACACUGGCUGAGGUCGAGUCAUUCCAGGUGCGCGUGGAAGGAGCAGGCCGCCACAGGGCACGGGGCGCAGAGCAGUACAAGAAGCAGUCCUUCGCAGCAGCGGUGCGGGCAUUCUCGACCGCCAAGUCAUUCCUGCUCUCCUGCGCUGCCAUCCACUUCAACCUCGCUGCAGCCCUCGCUGCUCUUGCACGGCACGAAGAGGUGGUGGCGGCAUGCGAUGAGGCGUUAGCGCUGAUAGCAACGCACAGCAAGGCGAGGAAGAGACGUGCUGACAGCCUGGCCGCCCUGGGGCGGCACGGGGAGGCCGCAACAGAGUACCUGGUGCUGCUGCAGCUGCAGCCAGGGGAGAGCAAGUGGGGCAAGAUGGCUGAGGAUCAGAGGAAGAAGGCGGUGGUGGUGCCUGCCAGUAGCAGCAGCUAAGGCAGCAGUAACAGUGGCGGCAUCAGCGUACCUGGUGCAGCUGCAAACUGCUGCCAGAGGAGAGAAAAUGUGUGCAGAUGGCUGACGAGCAAAGGAUGCAGGCUCCAAGUGGUGGCAGCAGCAGAGGAUCGCUGUUGUUGCAGCUGCAGGCAGCACAGCGGAAAUGGGGGUGGUGAGCAGAAAAGCAGAGAAGAAAGGCUUUGGGUGGUGGCGGCGGUGGCUGUAGGAGUAGCAGCAACUAGUCCACCCAUAACAGAGGCAGCAGCAGGUGCCCUGCUGCUGCUCGCCAGGGGAACGGAGAUGGGAGAAAAGAAGGAAGACUUCAGGUAGUGGUGGUGGAAAUGACAGUAGCAGUAGCAGUAGCAGCAACUAGAGCAGCCGUAAUAGAGGCGGCAGCAGAUACUCUGCUGCUGCUGAGCUGAAGGACACAGAGGGAUGGGAUGUGAGGGUGGGUGGCUGUGGAGUCUGAGGAGGCUCGUGAUUCUGACAGCAGCAGUUACCAUGGUCUUCCAUGCGUGUUUAAUUUGUAGU